ACACUACCCUUUACUAACAAUGUGAGCUUAUAUGGAUGUAGCUGAUAAUCAGCUGAAUAAACCUGGAGUAAUCAAUUUGUUUAAGAGAUUUUUUCGGUUUGAAAGUUUGGUUAUUCAGUUAUUUUUUUGUCAUCGAGCCAAUAUACAUUGUAAUAAUUUGAUUGUUAAUUGUAACUUCAACAUUUCGACCAGCUUUAAGAAUAUGGGUUUUGGAGCAUUUGCAGGCAAUCACAAUAAAGAAAGUAAGAUACAUCCUGAAGUAGAUAUGUCCAAGUUGACUAUUUAUGGAAACAUAAUAUGUCCAUUCGUCAGGCGAGUUCUUCUUGUUUUGGCUCAAAAAAAUAUCCAAUACAAUUUCAUCGGAAUUGAUUUGUUCAAUAAACCUGAUUGGUUUCUUGAAAUGUUUCCAAAUGGUAAGGUUCCUGUCCUUAAAGACGGAGAUAAAGUGAUUCCAGAAUCUUUGAUUAUCGUGAACUAUCUUGAUGAUGUAUAUCCACCAUCAGUUCAUCCAUCUGAUCCUUAUGAAAAGGCAAAAGGGUCCUUAAUUGUUGAUGAAAUCGGCACUCCUCUGUUUACACCUUGUUUGUAUAAGUGCUUGAAAGACAAAAGUCUUUCUCUUGAGGAUAAACUUAAGGGAAUAAAUGAAAUGUUUAUAAAAAUUGAAUCAUUACUUGAAAAAAAGAAGACCAAAUACUUUCAGACUGAUGAUAAGCCUGUAUACUCGGACUAUAUGGUGUGGCCUUUUUUAGAAACUACCAUUUCAGUAUCUAGAUGGUUGAACCACCCAACAAUCAAUAGUGUCGAAUCUGUGAAAGCCCUGUAUCCAUCAGUCGGGAAAUACAUGCAACUCAUGUACGAAGAUCCAGCUGUUAAAAAAGUUUCUCCAGAUUAUGACACUUUCGAGACCUAUUACAACGGACUUGUUGGCAAAAACUAGAAAUCUUCGAUUUAACAACACUAACCAGCUGCUUAAACUAAGAUUCUUAUUUUAACUCAAAAGGCUAAAUUUUGUACUUUUUAAUCAUCGGGUAAAUGGAAUACCUGGAAUAACUAUUCUUAUAACAAAUUAUGUAUCAGAAUUUUAUUAAAAUUAGUUUACCUCAAUUA
Messenger RNA from Tetranychus urticae (two-spotted spider mite), 1107 nucleotides. Its product is annotated as glutathione S-transferase omega-1-like. Gene Ontology annotation, cellular component: cytoplasm. Gene Ontology annotation, molecular function: glutathione transferase activity; glutathione dehydrogenase (ascorbate) activity. The record is from RefSeq and is a predicted model, not a curated record. NCBI's taxonomy places the organism in Eukaryota, Metazoa, Arthropoda, Arachnida, Trombidiformes, Tetranychidae. Gene Ontology annotation, biological process: glutathione metabolic process.